AGGGAAUUCCUCAAAGGCUGUAGACCCUAGAACCAUGAAAAGGUUGUUGAUCCCAAUUUCUUAACAUGGGAUUUAGUAAUGCACUUUGAUGAUUGCAUGAAUUAAUAUACCAAUCCAAAUCGUGUCCAUGUGAGUCGCAUAUCUUAGCAACAGGCUGAGGAGGAUAUCCCUUCAACCUUGAUUAGUACCUCCUUGCCAAACCAAUUCAACACUAUAUGCUGAUUUCUAUACAAACUAUCAAAGCUAGAUUAAUAGCUAGGCAUUUUUCUCUCAGAUUCCAUGGCUGCUGCGGACCACCGGCGCCCAUUCCUUAGUACCAAACUUCUUUCAAGCAAUCUUCAGCUCUUUGUUACCAAAAUCCAAAGCCUAGCAUUCUCUCAUAGGAUUCCUAUAUUGUUACCACACCCCGGUUCUUUAAAUCUCUUCAACCCCACACGUUAUAAUGCUAUAAAUUCCCCGUGGUCCCAGCAAUCCCCCUAUACAAAAUCACAACAAAGCAAAGGGGUCUUCAAAAACCCUCAGGUCUUACUUGACCAUGAAAGAAAGAAAUCUUCUACCGAUUUCACUGGAGUCAGCAAAGUACCCCAUGUGAAGCACUCUCUCCCACACCUUCUGGUUUCUCGGGUCCACUCUAAAUUAGAAUCAGUAGGCUUCCAAUUUCCAAAAUUCCCCCCGGGUCAAUCCCACCGCGACCCGGUCCUCACCUCCAUGUCCUCUUUUCCGCACCCAGAUUCCUUCGUCCCCUCCUCGGGCCCUCUCCCUCGCCCGGGAAGCGGGGAUAGAAAAAGAAGUAAACCUGGGUGGGUAUUUAAUCAUAUCUCCGCUUGUAAGUUGUAACCUUGUUCAGGUUAAAUAUUUAUGGCGGGCUCAGUACCUUUUGAUGAGCUGUGCUCCUAUUUUUAAUUCCCAGCAGCCUGACUUUCAACCCUCCCUUUUUUAGUUCUCUCUCCCAUUUCAGCCUCACAUGCAUUGCUCCCUCCUGGAAUCGCCGUAUAAUUUUUUCCCAUCCACUCUUCCUCUCUCUCUUGGCUUGGCCUUGUUUUUCCUUUUUAUUUAUGCCACAGCUCAUCAUCGAUUUGGUGAACAACUCCCCUCCUCCAAACAUAACAGCACCAUCUUCCCCCAUCUUCCCCUCCUGUUCCUCUUUCUCUCCUUUCCCUCCGCCUACUCUUAUUUCUCCUCUCCACUGAGAAAUGCUUUGCUCCAAGGCUCCAACAUGAGCUCCCAAAGCAGUAGCCUCCGUUCCGGAUGGAGAUAUGCUGUCUCUCCUAUCACUCUUUUGCUUUGCUUUCUUCUACUCCAACCUUGUCGACCAUUCGGUCUUAACUCGGAUGGAGUGUUGCUGCUCUCCUUCAAGUACUCCAUCCUCAGCGACCCCCUCUCGGUGCUUGGCGACUGGAACUACGACGACGACACGCCCUGCUCCUGGAAUGGGGUCGUGUGCAUGGGCUUCCCAUCCGCUGGCGCCGCUCGUUUCAACUGGAACACGAGCAGUGGUGGAGACUUUCCGGUGCCCGCCUCUUCUGCUUCUAGGGUGAUUGGCUUGGUCCUCCCUGAUUCUCAGCUGCUGGGCUCCAUCCCCGCCGACCUCGGCCUCGUCGAGCACCUCCGCCACCUCGACCUCUCCGGCAACUUCCUCAACGGCACCCUUCCCGCCACCAUCUUCCACGCCUCCGACCUCCGCAUUCUCUCGCUUUCCAACAACCUGAUCUCCGGCGAGCUGCCCGAGCUCGUAGGCGAGAUGAAAAGCCUCCAGUCGCUCAACCUUUCCGACAAUGCCUUGGUCGGCAGAGUUCCAAGCAAUCUGACGCUGCUUCCCAACCUCACCACCGUCGCUCUUGCCAGCAAUUACCUCUCCGGCGAGCUCCCGGGCGGAGGUUUCGAGCGGCUUGAGGUCUUGGAUCUGAGCUCCAAUCUUGUAAAUGGGUCCCUGCCGCCGGAUCUCGGCGUAAAAGGCCUCCGGUACCUGAAUUUGUCCUCCAACCGGCUCGCCGGCGUGAUCCCGCCGGAACUAGCACCAAGAAUUCCGGCCAAUGCCUUGAUCGAUCUCUCCUUUAAUAAUCUCAGUGGAGCGAUUCCGCAGUCUGGAGCUUUCCUCGCACAGAAGCCGAUGGCCUUCUCGGGGAACCCGGAUCUCUGUGGGAAGCCACUGAAGAACAUGUGCACGAUCCCUUCCAGCCUCUCCAAUCCUCCCCCUAAUGUCUCCACCGAGACUCCGCCGGGGCCGAAUUCUCCUCCGGCCUUCGCCGCGAUGCCCAAGAAUCCUGAUGGGACUUCGCCGCCAGGAUCGGCAGCGAGCAGCGGAGGGCAAAGGGGGCUUAGGCCAGCAGCAGUUGUGGCGAUCAUCGUCGGAGAUCUCACCGGGAUCGCGCUUCUGUUUAUAGUGUUCUUAUAUAUUUACCAAGUAAAGAGGAAGAAGAGAGAGCUCCAGCAGCAGCAGCGGCGGCAGAAAGGAGAUAGAGGGAUCGGGCUGAAGAGCGUCGAGAGGGAAAAGAGGGAUGAAAGGCCGCCAUCAGCAUCCCCUGAAUCCAGAGGACUAGGUGGCUUGUCAUGGUGUUUGAGAAAGAAAGGUGGGGACAGCGACGACGCCGAAGAGGGCUCGGAGACCUCGGCAUCCUCCGAAACAGAAGCAGAAGAGGAAGAGCUGCACAAGAGAGGAAAGGAGGAAGGAGAUGGCAAAAUCCAGGCACGGCAGAAGCAGCAGGGAGCUACUCUGGUCACAGUUGGUGGAGAGCCUGAGCUGGAGCUGGAGACUUUGCUGAAAGCCUCGGCUUAUAUACUGGGAGCCACGGGAUCCAGCAUCGUCUACAAGGCGGUGCUCGCCGACGGGACCGCUUUGGCCGUCCGCCGGAUCGGGGAGAGCAGCACCAUUGACAAGUUCAAGGAUUUCGAUGCCCAGGUCCGUAGCAUCGCCAAAUUCCACCACCCCAAUAUCCUCCGCGUCCGGGGAUUCUACUGGGGGGCCGACGAGAAGCUCCUCAUCCACGACUACGCCCCCAAUGGCAGCCUCGCCAACAUCUCUUUCAGCAAGAAGCUGGGCUCGUCGCCGUUUCACCUCAACUGGGAGGCCCGGCUGAGGAUAGCGAGAGGCGCGGCCAGGGGGCUUGCAUACCUCCACGAGAAGAAGUGUGUUCAUGGCAAUGUCAAACCGAGCAACAUCCUUCUGGGCGCCGAUAUGGAGCCGUGGAUCGGAGAUUUCGGGCUGGAGCGGCUCGUGUCGGGCGACAGCAGCUCCAAACCAGGCACAUCGGCGAGGCUAUUCGGAAGCAAGCGGUCGGCGCUGUCCACGAGCAGCCUACCGGACCUGUCGCCCGUCGCAGGGGCCAGCCCCUGCGGCUCCUCCUCCGCUUCGGCGUUGGCUCCUCCUACGUAUCAGGCGCCGGAGUCGCUAAAGAAUCUGAAGCCCAGCGCCAAAUGGGACGUUUACUCAUUUGGUAUGGUAUUGCUUGAGCUGAUUGCGGGGAGAGUGUUCUCGGAGGUGGAGCUCUGCCAAUGGAACGCCGGGUUUGUGGUGGAGGAAAGGAAUAGAAUUCUGAGGAUGGCCGACCUGGCGCUGAGAGGCGAGGUGGAGGGCAAGGAGGAAGCUCUGCUAAGCUGCUUCAAAUUGGGUUUUGCUUGUUGUUCCGUUGCCCCUCAGAGGAGGCCUUCCAUGAAGGAUGCAGUCCAAGUGUUGGAAAAGAUAACAGCCACCUCCUCCUCUUCUAGUCUUGCUGAUAACACUAGUAAUAAUGGCAUCCACAUAUCCAUAGCUCUUGGUAUUCUAAUGUAGAAUUAACUACUAAUGGAGUGCUGCCAUUAACCUGUCGUCGUAACCCUCAACUGAUUUGGUCUGUGUUUCUUUUGUGAUGUGCUUUCAAGUGUUUGAGGGAUCUUUUUAACCUAGUUUUGCUCUUGCGUAGUUUGC
Molecule: messenger RNA, 3904 nt
Organism: Phoenix dactylifera (date palm)
Lineage: Eukaryota; Viridiplantae; Streptophyta; Magnoliopsida; Arecales; Arecaceae
Product: putative LRR receptor-like serine/threonine-protein kinase At4g37250
Biological process (GO): protein phosphorylation
Molecular function (GO): protein binding; protein kinase activity; ATP binding
Source: RefSeq, a predicted model, not a curated record